ACUUGUUCAUUCGCAUCAUGCAAAGUGCAAACAAACUCAAUAGACUUUUGCUCCAUUGGACAGAAGAAGCAGGAAUUGAUCAAACAACCAACAACCCCUUCAAUUAAAGCCCUGCCAACAAUUUACAGGAACGCAUACUAUUUUUUACAUAGAUGGAAUCCAGUCAUCAUGCAAUUUCCUUGUUCUUCAUCUUCUUCCUAAUCUCUCCCCCAUCAUUUCUCCAGUCUCAGCAGCCAUAUGAAGGCUUGGGCAUCUCAGACUGCACCAACCAACACAACUCAACCUCUCUCCUUGGUUACUUCUGCAAUGGCUACAAAUCCUGCCAAUCUUUCCUCACUUUCAAUUCUAGACCCCCAUAUCAAUCAGUCUCAUCCAUCUCAACCCUCCUCAAUUCAAACCCAUCUCAGAUCUCUCAACUCAACUCUGUCGCCCUCGACUUCUCCUUCCCUACAAACACGAAGGUGAUCGUCCCCGUUGCCUGCUCCUGCUCAGGUGCAUACUACCAGGCCAACUCCUCCUACGUUGUCAAGCAUCUCGAUACGGAUUUCACUAUUGCGAACAAUACUCUUCAAGGUCUAUCUACAUGUCAAGCUCUUCAUCAACAGAAUAAUUACACUUCUUCUUCGUAUUUGUUUUCGGGUAACGAGAUCACUGUUCCUUUGAGGUGCGCGUGUCCUACUCCUGCACAGAGAGACAAUGGUGUUAAAUACCUGUUGAGUUAUUUGGUGGAUGCAGAGGACACGGUCUUCCUGAUUGGGCAAAAGUUUGGUGUCAAUUUUACUUCCAUUCUUGAUGCUAAUGGUCUCUCUCAAACAAAUGCUAACAUAUAUCCUUUCACAACUCUUCUCAUUCCCUUGGAACUUCAGCCUAAUGCUUCUCAGGUCUCAAAGCCUUCGACUCCUCCUCCUCCUCCUCUGAUACCCUCUUCUUCUCCUUCAAAUGGAAAGAAAUCAAAUCAAACAGUGGUAUAUGUGGGUGUCGGAAUUGCAAUUGUUUUGUCUCUCUUGAUUCUCUCUCUGAUUGCUUUCUACAUUCUCCGCAAGGCCAAGAAGAAGCAAAAGGCCAGAAAAAUCAGUCUCGCCAAUGGCGCAGGAGUAAUAUGUGGAAAACCAUCUGAAAAAUCCUCAUCAGAAUUGUUCAUAGAUUUUGGUCCGUCUGAAAAUUUCUUUUCGAGCAUUUCAGAUAUUGGACAGUCUCUCAAAGUUUAUAAAUUUGAGGAGCUUCAGUUGGCAACUAAGAAUUUUAGUAAGGACUGUAAGAUCGAAGGAUCAGUUUAUCGAGGAGUCUUCAAUGGAGACUUUGCUGCUGUAAAGAUGAUGAGCAGAGAGAUAUCAACAGAAAUUCAAAUACUAAAAAAGAUCAACCAUUUCAAUCUGAUUAGGCUUUCUGGAUUAUGUUCAAGUCACGGUCGCUGGUACCUUGUAUAUGAGUAUGCUCAAAAUGGAUCGUUGAGCAAUUGGAUAUUUGAUAGAAGCGGUACAAUGGCAUUGAGUUGGAUAAGGAGAGUACAAAUAGCUCUAGAUGUUGCUAAUGGCCUCAAUUAUCUCCAUAGUUACACCGACCCUCCUUAUGUACACAAGGAUGUCAAAAGCAGUAAUGUUCUUUUGGACGGGAAUUUCAGAGCCAAGGUUGCUAAUUUUGGCCACGCAAGAGCAGCAGAAGGGAAAGAAGGCGAGUUUGAGCUCACGAGGCAUAUAAUCGGGACUAAAGGAUAUAUGGCCCCCGAGUAUCUGGAGCACGGUUUGGUGUCUCCAAAGCUUGAUGUAUAUUCCUUUGGUGUUGUCAUGUUGGAGCUUUUCACAGGGAGAGAUGCUUCAAGCUUGCAAAAAGGUGAGGAUAGUUUCUCAGUAAAAGACUUUAUUGCAGUACUGACAGAGGAGGAAGAAGAAGAAGAAGAAGAAAAGGUAAGAGAAAAGAUUGGGAGUUUUAUUGAUCCACUAAUGGAAAGGGAGUUUCCAUUGGAGUCAGCAGUUUCCGUAGCUAGAUUGAUCGAAGGUUGCUUGAGAAAGGAGGCUGCAAGCAGGCUGAACAUGGGAGAUAUUGUACAGUCUCUGUCGAAAUUGUUUGCUUCUUAACUGAGCAAUUCUUCUUCAAGAAUUCUGUCAACAUGCGAAAGCUUCGGAAUUGGGAAACAUCUUCAGACCUGAGAACCAUCUUCAAGUAACUGAUAAACUAAAUCUUUACUCUUCCACUUUAGAUGUAGGCUAAAACUAUGUCAUUCUUUUCUUGUUCAUUGUAGCGAAUUUGAUUAUAUGCUUGUGGUUUGUCAUUCUGUUAUUGCACUGGUUCUUGUGUCCUACAACUGAUUUGUGAUUCUACUGCCAGUGGCUUGUGCUUGUAUCAGGUUAAACUCCCAAAUUUCUUAAAAAAAUCAAAUCCAGAGUUUUUUUUCCCUCCUCCUCUUCUAUUGAGCCCUUGCUUAGGAUCUGAAUUGAAAAUGCAUUCAUGGUUCAAAUGCUAUGAGAUAGGGCAUAAUGCAUUGCUAGCUACAUCCUCGCUGGCGUUUUCCAAGUAGUAGGAGAAAAAAAUAAAAGCUGUGACCUAGUUACAGUAGAUCUAAUUAGAAUGUAACAUGAAAAUGAAACAGGUUUCUUAAUUUUAUAUAUUAUGACAGUAACUGCUAGAGGAUUCAGCUUAUUUGCAGAAUUCUGCAGUAACUACCUGUAAUAUAUUUGAAUGAACUAGCUUACACUGACAGGGAAGAAUGAACUCAGCAUAAAUUGGUGAAAUCAUAAAGAAAAAUAUAGCUUAAUUCUAUAAGAUUCUCCUAAUCUAAUUCCCAAAGUUUUCCUAAUCUCAUUAUUAAUUGGUGGGUGUCUAUUCAUUUCAAUAUUGUACUUAAUCAAAGAUACUUAUGACUACGAGUUGACUAAAUCAUACACAAAAUAAAUGUUGAAUGUUUGAUUAAAGGGAAAAAAAGAAAAAAAAAACAUGACAGCUGAAGUACAGAAAGUUGUUACGGUACAAGGCCAAAUGGAAGCAAGAAGCAGUGAAGAUAUGCAGGCUCCAACAUGGCAGCCACCUUCAGGGGAUAUACCAUGGUGUUUAUCGUAGCAUUAGAAAGGCUAAAAUAUCAUUCAAUUCUAAUGAAUCUAAUAGGGUAAAGGCUUCAUAUUUGGAUCAUUUCAUUGGCCACAUGAGAAUAAAGCUGAUAUGGAUAUGAAGCUAAUGACAAAUUUUAUGAAAUUAUCUGCUAAUCAUGAAAGUAUAUGCAUGUAUUAAUAUGCAAGGAAAACAAUUAUCAAUGUGUUACAAACUUCAUGAGAUUAUAUCCUAAUAAUGCAAGUCUAUAACCACACUAACAAGCAAGGAAGCUGCUGGUGAUUCUGCUUUGCCCUAGUCUAUGACCGCAAUGGAAUUAGUAUUAUACAUGGGCUAUCAAAACAUGCAAAUGUUCUCUCUAAAAUUUGCUACAAAAUGGACAAAAGAAAAGAAAAUCCCAAACUAAUUAAAAGUGUUUUACUCAGUUACACAUGAUCGCAAUUUGUUUUCAAAAAUAACAUACAUGACUGUAUCUUUAUUUAAAAAACAUCCCUGAGAUUGAUAUACUCUGCAUUGAGAAAGUCACUUAGAUAAUAUUUGCUUUUUAAUUUGCUAGCAUCGCUAUACAAAACCAGGCACAGAAUACUAGUUUAUUUUUUCAUUCCACAAUUUUACUAGAAAAUGAGGGAAUCUAUUCACACAUCAAUUGUUUUCUUCUUUUUUUUAAGUUGAACCAAACUAAAAAAAUGGUGGAAAGUACUUUCACCCCAUAUUUUUUGGCGAAACAAACACAAGAAAUAAUUUUCAUGAAAGUGAGGAAAUACAAAAAAGUGAAGGAAAAUGGUUUUUGGAAAAUGAAGGAAAUGAACCAAACAUGCCCUUUGAGGAAAAGGUGGGGGAAAAAUCUUUAUACCUUGUAACUUUCACAAAAUCUCGUCUCCAGUUGUAAAUUUAUUUGAAUGACCUUCCCAUGUUAACAUAUAUGUAUAUGCAUUUCCCCUGUGAUGAUGAGUUUAUAUAUAUAUAUAUAUAUAUAUAUACACACCUGCGUAAUUGCUCUGAUACCCUCCACUGAAAGACUGAACAAAUAUUAAAAGAUAGCUGAAGACAUUAGCCACCCCCUAUGACAUCCUACAAUCAACGUACUAUGCACAAAGUAAUAGUUGCGAUGAUAGACUAAGUUAUAAUCUGAUGCAGGUAGCCAUAGAGGCCAACAAAAUCCAAUAAUUUAUAAUCAUCUUGCAUAUACUAAUUAAUCCAUCACUUUUAUUUUUUUCAAAUAUAAGAAGACAAAACAUGUCAACUAUAUGAUCUGGACUUGUCAUGAAACAUCUUUAAUUGGUUCGGUCAGCCCAGCCUGACUAUAUGAUCUGGUGCAGAAAAGAAGGAAAAGCUAUACCAGGCUGACUUCUAGAUGAAGCAGCCAACUUUCCGCAAAUUUCUAUACCUCCUUAGACCUUAUACCACUUCUAUCCAAGUUUUACAUCAAAACCUUAAUUGAGGUUUGCACCUAAUUAAAGAUAUGGGUUGAGGAUAUACAAUAUGUUGUGCCUUAAACUACUGAAGUAUAGUUUAUUUAUAUAAAUUCUACAUCAACCGUAAGUCACAAUACAAUCCCGUCUAGUUUUGGUUGGAAACCUCUGGCUGCCUUUCCUAUCAAGACUUGUAUUAGUAGUGGAAUGAAGGAUAUGUGAAAUCUUUUGACCAAGUUUACAUAUAUAAUAUUUGUUGGUUAAUGACCAUUUCAAAUGAAGACUUGUCCCUAUUUCUGGCAUUAGUCAUAUGGUGUUGCAACUUUGGGAAAUGAUUGUAGACAUGAUAAUACACAUGUUACAAAAACUAGUUUUC
This is a messenger RNA of Asparagus officinalis (garden asparagus), 4830 nucleotides long. Its product is annotated as lysM domain receptor-like kinase 4. The transcript has a single exon. Gene Ontology annotation, molecular function: ATP binding; protein kinase activity. The record is from RefSeq and is a predicted model, not a curated record. Gene Ontology annotation, biological process: protein phosphorylation. The coding region runs from base 153 to 2075 and encodes 640 amino acids. NCBI's taxonomy places the organism in Eukaryota, Viridiplantae, Streptophyta, Magnoliopsida, Asparagales, Asparagaceae.